Molecule: messenger RNA, 186 nt
Organism: Metarhizium acridum CQMa 102
Lineage: Eukaryota; Fungi; Ascomycota; Sordariomycetes; Hypocreales; Clavicipitaceae
Source: RefSeq, a predicted model, not a curated record
AUGUCGCACGAGUCUGUUUGGUACAGCCGCCCUCGCGAGUUCGGCAAGGGCUCCCGCCAAUGCCGAGUCUGCGCCCACCAGGCCGGUUUGAUCCGCAAGUACGGAUUGAACCUCUGCCGUCAGUGCUUCCGUGAGCGUGCUGCUCAGAUCGGAUUCCAGAAGGUUUCGAGGGGAUUUGCAGGAUGA